Limulus polyphemus (Atlantic horseshoe crab) is the source of this 2151-nucleotide messenger RNA. RefSeq names its product sulfotransferase 1C4-like. The transcript has 6 exons. The record is from RefSeq and is a predicted model, not a curated record. Gene Ontology annotation, molecular function: sulfotransferase activity. Bases 806 to 1702 code for a protein of 298 amino acids. Gene Ontology annotation, cellular component: cytoplasm. Gene Ontology annotation, biological process: sulfation. NCBI's taxonomy places the organism in Eukaryota, Metazoa, Arthropoda, Merostomata, Xiphosura, Limulidae.
GGACAGUUGGGCAACCUGGGUUAUUAGGCUUGUGUAUCUUUGGCAGAAUAUAAAAUGGCAGCAUUUUGGGUAUUGGAUAAUUAAAUCAACGGCAUUUGGAUGAAGAUCGUUUUGGGCAAAUAAGAUUUUAAUUGCUUUAAUUGAUAGUCUGUUAGAAUGAUGGGGUAGGAUCAUCAUGGACUUAAGUGUAGAAAGUUUUAAUCCUUCUUCAAUGUAUAAUUUACGUUUCCAAACGACGACAACACCUUUCAAUAAGUUUCAUGACGUAUGGUUUAAUCACAUUGUUUUGCGUUUCUAUAAGUAUAAUGAUGGUAAACUUUAAGUAUAUUUUUCUUCUUUGGAUAAGUUUUUCUUUCUGUAGAUUUUUUCGAAGUAGAGAGAAUUAAUGUCAGAUCUGUACGUGCUGAUAAAAGCAUCAAGUAAGGAAAUCUUUGCUUGUUCCAGGAUGCAGUGAUUUUAUUAUUAUUAUUGUGUUCAAGCUGUUGGAUAAUGUGUAUUAGCACUUGGCAGUGUUGCACUUCGUCGUUAUCACAUAGGUCAGGGUUGGAUUGUUUUUCACGUUGUGAAGAUUAGAUUAAUUGGGCUGUAUCACUGUCUUGAUACGUGUCUGUAUUACUACUAGUUGAUGAGAAAGCCUUCGAUAACGGCUUUAACAGUAUAUUAUUAUUAAUCAGGUUUGAGAUUGAAUCUGGAUGGUAGCGUCAAUACGUUAAACGAUUUAAUAUUAUAUUAUAGGCCCUAGCUUUCACUGAUUAUCCAUUAGACUUAUAACUAAGUUAAUUUAUACUUGAAGUUAUAGUUAAGAAUGGAAGUAUGUUCAGCUGAUCCAAGUUUAGCAGAAACGUUCGAUGUUUACUAUUAUAACCACUUCAGUCUCCCAAGUUUUGCAUUAAGAUUUUUGGAAAGCAAAGUAUCCAAUUUUGAGGCCAAAGAAGAUGAUAUAUACUUGGUAUCGUACCCCAAAACAGGUACAACUUGGGCACAGGAGCUUGUUUACAUUAUCAAUUCAGACCUUAACUUCUCUGCUGCUAAAUCAACCCCACUUAACGAACGAUUUCCCUAUCUAGAAAUGCUUGACCUUGAAGAUACUAGAGUAGAAAAUAUGCCAUCUCCAAGAUAUAUUAAAACUCAUUUUCCAUAUUCACUUUUGCCUUCAAGUAUCUUGGAGAAGAAGUGUAAGUUAGUUUAUAUUACACGUAACCCAAAAGAUGUUGUGGUUUCUUACUAUCAUUUUGCUCGAAUGUUGAGAAAAACUGCUUAUAAAGGGACCUUUGCCCAAUUUUUUGAAAGGUUUUUACAGAAUCGUCCUACAUAUAGUCCCUUCUGGAAACAUAACUUGGAGUUCUGGGAACAUCAUAAUGACCCAAAUGUCCUUUUUCUUCAUUAUGAAGAUCUCUACACGGAUCCUAGAGCAGGAGUGAAAGAAAUUGCCAGUUUUUUUGGAAAAAUUCUGUCAGAGGAAGAAAUUGAGAAAGUUAUAGACCAUUGUUCCUUCAAUAACAUGUCCAAGAACCCUUCUACCAGCCAGAUAGAUCAAGAAAAUAGUGCUGAGAGAAUUGUAGGAGAGUCAAAAUUCUUUCGAAAAGGAAAAGUUGGUGAUUGGAAGAGCUACUUUACAGAAGAAAUGGACCAGAGAAUGAAUCAGUGGAUUGAGAACCAUUUUAGAAAAAGUGGACUCACAUUCACGUAUUCCUUAGAUUGAUUAGUUUACAUUAAAGAAGGAGAGUGUAAACUGAUCUUUAGUAUUCACUGUUCAGUUUGUAAUCUGGGUGGAUUUAUUAUUUGUGAAUAAAAGAAAUAUGAAGGCCAGUGAUAUCGUGACCUACUGCAAUUCAUGAGUUGUUUUAUAUAUAUUGCAAUUUGAUUUUAAUGGAUAUUUUUAUAUAAUGUUUUAUAUGAUUGUAUACAAUAAAUUUUUAAGUCGUUUAAACUGCUAGGUAUAAGUUACCUUUGGGUGUAACUGUUUCUAUAGAUAUAUAGCAAAUCCCCACAAUGCAUCAUACUUGAACAAAUUGUAAUUUGUUUAUAUAGCUUAUUGAUAUUGUUAUUUUGAACUGAUACUUUAUUUAAAAGAUACAAAAGCAAACCAGAUUUAUAUUGAUGUUUUGUGUGUAAACUAAGAACAAUAAAUUUGUAACUGGUAUAUUUUCA